Messenger RNA from Dreissena polymorpha, 1173 nucleotides. RefSeq names its product sulfotransferase 1A1-like. The record is from RefSeq and is a predicted model, not a curated record. Lineage: Eukaryota; Metazoa; Mollusca; Bivalvia; Myida; Dreissenidae. Gene Ontology annotation, biological process: sulfation. The coding region runs from base 206 to 1093 and encodes 295 amino acids. The transcript has 7 exons. Gene Ontology annotation, molecular function: sulfotransferase activity. Gene Ontology annotation, cellular component: cytoplasm.
CUCAACCCCAUCCGUGUGCAUGAAUGACUAUUUCGAAUGUCAUUCUUUGCUUAUCAUUCAUGCUGUCAACCUGUAUGUUUAUGAUAUUAAAUCAUAAAUAUAAUAUAUUUAGAAUAACAAGAAGGCGGCAAUAAAACCAUCGUGAUGAUCAUUACAAGCAUCAACAACAGCAACAGUGAUAGAACCGAGUCAUUCUAGCAUUACAAUGUCUUUGAUUCGAAUCCCUGACGAAGGGGGCGACACGAUGGUCGCCUUGGAUACUGGCGACAUUAUAGGACCAAUGUUUGCGAAGUCCGCAGAACAGAUGAAGGAUGUUUUUGACAACAUUCCGAACUUCUCGUGCAGGGAUGACGAUGUUAUGCUGUGCACUUUUCCCAAAACAGGCACCAAUUGGGUAUUUGAGGUAAUCAUGAUGCUGAUGCGCGGGUUAGCGGACCGUAUCGACCGUAGCAAGGUCACAACGAUGUUGGAGUUUAUGACCCAUGACGAAGUGAACUCAGUCCCGUCACCAAGGGUCAUCAACACACACUAUCAUCCGAGGUUCCUCCCAAAAGAUAUGGCCACGAAGAAAAUCAAAACCGUUCUUUGUGUGAGAAACCCCAAGGACACGGCGGUGUCCUACUACAAUCACAUGACGGGCAUCAGGUUCUAUGACUACAGCGGUAAAUGGGAGAACUGGAUCCGUCCGUUCAUACAUGGGAAAUAUGAACUCGGUACAUAUUCUGCCUACCUGAACGAGUGGCAGGAAGUGAUUGAGGCGGGUACUGGUUUUCCGCUCCAUGUCAUUUACUUCGAGGACCUAAAAAAGGAUCCGGCUUCUGAAGUGGACAAAUUGGCCAAUUUCUUGGGAAUUGACGCAUGCACAGAUUUGAAAACGCAAAUAGUCGACGUGUGUGGCUUUGAAAAAAUGGCCAAAGACAAGUUUUCGGAAGAGACAAAGAAAGCUUUUUUGAAGGGAGCGUUCACCUUUUUCCGUAAAGGUCAAGUGGGUGACUGGAAGAACUGGUUUACUGUCGCUCAGAACGAAUAUUUCGACGCAGAAUGGAAGAAACAAAUCCGAGGGGACACCAUGUUCACGUUUACAAACGAUUGAUUUCCAAGGAGUUUACAUUACCUUAUUUUAGUGUAUGUGUGAAAUGCCGAAUAAUGCAAUAUAUUACUGUAUUACAAACA